AAAUGAAACUUAGCCUUUAUUGCUUUAUUGCACUUAGCACCACCUAACAGUUCCUGGUUAUAUAAUGUGUACUUUCUGCUUAUAAUCUGUCAAUUUGCAUCUUGUGUUUGACACCCGUUAUCAGGUGAGCACUUUCAUUUCCGACACGUAAGCGCCCUUACGUUUCAGUCUCCGGCAGCAUAAAUUGGCUGCAGGUCGCUGCUACUCUUACUGAUAGAUGAAGAACUGAAGAGAUGGAUCCAACAGAGAUUGAUGCAAAGCCCGGAGACCUGAUCGAGAUCGACCGUGGGAUGUAUCAGCACUGGGCCCUCUACAUCGGUGGAAUGGAAGUUGUUCAUUUGACUACUCCAAAUGAUGAUUCAAGCUCUUCUGGUUCUUCGUUGAUGGCCCUGGAUAUCGAUGUAGGACAGGUGAAGCGUGAGAAGAUCUGGGAAGUGGUCGGCAAUGAUAAUGUCAAGGUCAACAACCUCCUAGAUUACAAGCACCAGCCUCAUGAGAGUUACAUCAUCGUGAAGGAGGCCUGUAGCAUGGUGGGUCUGGAGCUGCCGUACUCUACCUUCACUAGGAACUGCGAGCACUUUGUCACAGACCUACGCUACGGCAAGCCAGAGUCUAGACAGGUUAUCAAAGCAGCUGCGAUUGGAGUGGCAGCUGUAGGGAUUGUAGCUCUGGGUGCUGCUCUGUUCGCAUCCUGGCUCAACGAUGACAACAAAGAAGAAAGGAGAGAAGAAAGAAGAGAACCAAGGAGAGAACCAAGGAGAGAACGAAGGAGACAUUAUAAUUGGCAGUAAUGAGACAGCAAGAUGAAAGAAAAGAUCCUGCCAUUGUUUGAGUCAAUUCACCUGCCAGUGAUUAUGAUUUAAAUGUUGUGAAUAAACUAUUGUCUUUGUUGGUGUAUUGCUAUCAACACACACACACAACACACACAUAUACACACAUACAAACACACACACACGGGCACACACACAAUACAACUUUGGAUAAGAUUAGGCAAGCUUUUGUGGAGAAAAAUGAAGUUAUAGGUAAAUCCAUGGCUGUUAUGUCUGAUAUUAGUGCUCGUUGGGUAGGUUGACCCCAUGGUUGUCUGUUUAAUGUCUGAAAUGUAUAAAAUUAUUAAUUUGGCGUAUAA
Messenger RNA from Sander lucioperca (pikeperch), 1129 nucleotides. RefSeq names its product phospholipase A and acyltransferase 4-like. The coding region runs from base 234 to 791 and encodes 185 amino acids. NCBI's taxonomy places the organism in Eukaryota, Metazoa, Chordata, Actinopteri, Perciformes, Percidae. The transcript has 4 exons. Gene Ontology annotation, cellular component: cytoplasm. Gene Ontology annotation, molecular function: glycerophospholipid phospholipase A1 activity; A2-type glycerophospholipase activity. The record is from RefSeq and is a predicted model, not a curated record. Gene Ontology annotation, biological process: N-acylphosphatidylethanolamine metabolic process.